Paramacrobiotus metropolitanus is the source of this 2199-nucleotide messenger RNA. RefSeq names its product aspartate--tRNA ligase, cytoplasmic-like. Lineage: Eukaryota; Metazoa; Tardigrada; Eutardigrada; Parachela; Macrobiotidae. Gene Ontology annotation, molecular function: ATP binding; aspartate-tRNA ligase activity; RNA binding. The record is from RefSeq and is a predicted model, not a curated record. Gene Ontology annotation, cellular component: cytoplasm; aminoacyl-tRNA synthetase multienzyme complex; cytosol. Gene Ontology annotation, biological process: aspartyl-tRNA aminoacylation.
UUUAAAACUGCGCAUUUGCCCCAGUUUUACAGUUACUCCGUCUCACGCCUGAAAACGUCUGACGCACAGAACGCGGAAAAUCAGCAGCCCUCGAAGAAGGCCCAGAAGAAAGCCGAGAAGGCAGCCAAGAAAGCCGAACUGAUCCAGGAGAAGAAACAAGCCGCCGGCGAUAAUGCGGCCGCCACGGACGGCCCCGACGGCGAAGACAUCUCCAAAGAUCUCUACGGUAAACUCCCCCUGAUCCAGUCGACAUCCAAACCGGAUCGCACCCUCACGAAACUGAAAGAUCUCGGCGUGGCCGUGGCCGAUCAGUCCUUAUGGGUCCGUGCGCGCGUCCAAACCAGUCGCGCGAAAGGAAAGCAGUGUUUCUUCGUCCUGCGUCAGCAGCAGUUCACCGUGCAAGCCUAUCUGGCCGUAGGGGAGAAAAUCAGUAAACAGAUGGUGAAAUUUGCCGCGGGAAUCAGUAAGGAGUCGAUUGUGGAUAUUAAGGGAAUUGUUAAGAAGGCCGACCCGAAAAUCGAGAGCUGCUCACAGCAGGACGUGGAGGUCCACGUGGAGGAGCUGUAUGUGGUGUCGGCGGCUGAGCCGCAGUUGCCGCUGCUGAUUGAGGACGCGGUGCGCAGUGAGAAUGCUGAGGACGGUCCGCAGAUUACUGUUAAUCAGGAUACGCGAUUAAACAACCGGGUCCUGGAUCUCCGUACCACGACCAAUCAGGCGGUGUUCCGCUUGGAAGCCGGUGUGUGGAAGCUCUUCCGUGAUACUCUGGACAAAUUCGGUUUUGUGGAAAUCCAUACACCCAAAAUCAUCUCGGCGGCCAGCGAAGGCGGUGCCAAUGUGUUCGCGGUUAGCUAUUUCAAGAACAGCGCCUACAUGGCGCAGAGCCCGCAAUUCUACAAGCAAAUGGCCAUCGCUUCCGAUUUCAACCGGGUCUACACGGUCGGAUCGGUCUUUCGUGCGGAAGACUCCAACACACACCGCCGUCUAACGGAAUUUAUUGGGUUGGAGAUGGAGUUUAAUUAUCACUAUCACGAAGUCACUGAUACGAUUGGGAAUCUCUUUGUGGAGAUUUUCAAGGGUUUACGUGAUCACUACGCAGAAGAAAUCGCCACAGUGAAUCAGCAGUAUCCCGCGGAACCGUUUAAAUUCUUAGAAUUAGAACCAUCUCUUCGUCUCGAAUACCGCGAAGCCGUCCAACUACUCCGCGAGAACGGUGUGGAGAUGGGCGAUGAGGACGAUUUGAGCACCCCCAGUGAGAAACUCCUCGGGACACUGGUGCGGGCGAAAUACGACACCGAUUUCUUCAUCCUGGACAAGUAUCCCUUGGCGGUACGGCCCUUCUACACCAUGCCUGACCCCAACAGCCCGCGCUACUCCAAUUCAUACAAUAUGUUCAUCCACGGUGAGGAGAUUCUAUCGGGUGCGCAGCGCAUCCACGAUCCGGAAUUACUGGUGGAACGAUCGAAGCACCAUGGCAUCAAACUGGACACCAUCCAGUCGCAGGCCCGCGUUGGAGGGGGGGCGGUGGGGGCGGCCGCCCCCACCAGUCUCGGAAUAAUCUUCAAAACGGAAUCGUCAUCCACUCUUCACAUGGUUCACAACCAGCACAUGUACAAUAUAAUGCCUAUUCACAACUGCGUGAUCAUUUCGCCAGAAGAAACCGGACGAAAAUUUAACGCUUUGGAGUCUCGCGGCGGUACAUUUUCUUUCCUUACAUGGGAAUUCAAGUCAGCGUUUGCAGAAUUGUGGCUGAUAUCCACCACAGUUACGCGGUGUUCCGGGUCGAGCGUCUCAUCUUUAAUGUGGGCCUGUGUGUUAAAGGUCACGUGGGAAUCCCGCCGUUUGUGAUUGGGCGGGAUUUGAUGUAGCGGCCUCUUCACAUGGUCCGGUUCAUAAUUUUCAUUGACUAUAACGACGGAGUCGGCGGGUAGUCGUCGAACUUCCUUUAAAGAAUUUUCGUCGUCGGUCACGAGGUUUUCGAUGUUGCGCACUACAAGCGGGCUUGGUGGCCUUUCCGGAUCAUGAUCACCACUGUUAACUGUAUCUUUGCAAUACCACGACAUCUAUAAACCCAAAUCGACCACUUUUUAAUAUUCCUUGAUUAACUACUUAAUAAUUAUUACGAUUUUACAAAUACAAACAAAGUUCAAAUAUAGAUAUAACAACAGGUACUAUAAAUAUUUUAUACGUUCGGAUGAUUCC